AUGUUGAAGCGUCAGCAGGAUGCCAGAAUGCUUGUUUCCAAGGCGCAACGGUCAGGUGAUAUCCAGUUGCUGCAGCAGGCCAUCAAAGAUGCCACAGCAAUGGGUCUGCUGGACUCAGAGCUGACAGCAAUCAAGCGGAAGGUCCAGAGACUGGAAAUACAGGCAGAUGAGUUGAGGAAGCUUGAGGCUGCGACACAAGGCAGGUCAAUCAUGGAGCUACGAGCAUGUCUGCUCUCAGCUGCUGCAGCAGGACUUCCAGACACUGAUCUAGACAGAGGGCGAGUAGUUCUCCAGCAGGAGGAGAAGAAGGCUGCUGCCCGAAUCGUGCUCAAGGAUGCACGCCUUGGCAAAAAGGCCUCUGCUGAAGGCCGCGUCCAAGACCUGCGCGAGGCAAUUCAAGGAGGCAAAGCUGCAGGAAUGACGGCUGAGGAGCUUCAGCCCUUCGAGACAGCCCUGGAUCAGUUGCGACAGGAGGUUGCUGCCAGGCAGAUCUUGAAAGAGGCGGUAGAGAUUUCAACAAUUGAUGUCUUGAUGCCAGCUAUCGACGGAGCGAGAGCCGCCGGCAUUGAUGAGGAGGAUCUGGCAUUGGCGAAGCUCUUGGUUGAAGAUGCCUACAAGCCAGCGGCACGUGCAAAGCUGAAAGAGGCCGUUCAGAAGAGAGAUAUACCCACGCUAAUGGCGGCCAUCGAGCAUGCCAAGGUCGUGGGCCUGUCCGUGAUGGCUGUUGCCGAGGCAUCAGAGGUCUUGAAAGAGGAGGAGCUGAAAGUGCAACUUCGGAAGCGGAUCCUGCGGCUCGACCGAAGUCUGAACCAGCAGGAGCUCCGAGCAGCGAUCAACAUCUCCGAAGUUAAUGGCCUGACAAAAGCUGAACUGGCUCCUGCUCGCCAGCAGCUGGCUGAGCUCGAGCAGCAAGCCGCUGCCGCGACGAGACUCUCCACAGCCAUCGAGGCAGGAGAGAUCGUCGAAUUGCAGGCUGCUAUCAGAGAUGCGCGUGCCCUCAUUCAGAAAGUACUCACACCAUGUGUGGCCGAGGAGCUCAUCCAAGAUGCAGAGAAGGCCUUGAGAAAGGAGAUUGAGCAGGCAGCACGAGACAUGCUCCAUGACUCAAUCAAGCGGUGCAGCGGAGCGGCAGCAGUUUCCCGAAGCAAAGAUCUCCCUGAAGAAGGUGGCGAGCAGCUGAAUGCCAAAUCAGCUUUGCAGCAGCGACGCAGGAGCCAGGCGAACUUCGAAGCCGCGUUGCAGGCCAUCGGCGUGGAUGUGGGAUCCAGACCCGGGUCCCGAGACGCGCCUCCCGCGGCCGGGCGGCGAGCCUCAGGUCUUGGCAAGAGACGGAUGUCGGCCAUGUACGGCGGUCCAGCAAUGGGAGCAGCAUCUGGAGCUGGCGACGCAUACUUCGAAAGGAUGGAGACGAUCAAGACGGCUAUCAGGGGUGCAGAGGCUCUGCAACUUGACGAGACGGACAUCCUUCCAGCAAGAGAGGCACUUGCCGAGCAAGAGAAGAAGUUCCAAGCAUGUGCAGCUUUGGCGCAAGCGCGGAAGCUAAAGAGUCUGCAUCACAUCAAGGAAGCUCUUGAAAAAGCACAGGAAGCUGGCCUCUCGCACAUGGAAAUGAAGCAGACCAUCGAUGCACAGAAGGACAUCAAGAAACAGGACGAGGCUGCAGAGAAGCUAGAAGAUGCCGUCGAUUCUCGGGAUGCUGAGAAGCUUCGAUGGGCCAUCAAAUGGGCCAAGGAUGCUCGAGUGGAUGAAGACGACAUAGCGGACGCCGAGGAGGUCUUGCAAGAAUUGGAGCAGAGGGAAACUGCGCUCGCGAAGCUGAGAGCGGCAGAGGAAUCCAGAAACAUAGAGGAACUGGUGGAGGCCCUCAAAUUUGCACAGGAUUUGGAGGAGGACGAGCUGGAACCGUAUGAG
Symbiodinium necroappetens is the source of this 1911-nucleotide messenger RNA. Lineage: Eukaryota; Dinophyceae; Suessiales; Symbiodiniaceae. The record is from the annotation of a GenBank genome assembly.